GUGCGGGGCGGGCGCGCUGCGGCGGUCGCUGCUGCUGCUUCCUCGGGCCAUUUUGCUCCGCGCGGAGCGACGAGAGGUGGCGAGCCGGGGCUAGAGGAGGCGCAGGCCGGAGGAAGCGGCGGGCUUUCCGCAUUCGCAGAGUCCGGAGGGCCGCAGCGAUCGCCGGCGAAGGGGGUCGGGGACCCCUUCCCGGUCCCUGCACCAUGAGCUGGGGCACUGAGCUCUGGGAUCAGUUUGACAACUUGGAAAAACACACACAGUGGGGAAUCGAUAUUCUUGAGAAAUACAUCAAGUUUGUCAAGGAGAGGACGGAGAUUGAGCUCAGCUAUGCCAAGCAACUCAGGAAUCUUUCAAAGAAAUACCAACCCAAGAAGAACUCGAAGGAAGAAGAGGAAUACAAGUACACGGCAUGUAAGGCGUUUCUUUCUACGCUGAAUGAGAUGAACGACUACGCCGGGCAGCACGAGGUCAUCUCCGAGAACAUGACGUCACAGAUCACGAUGGACCUGAUGCGCUAUGUUCAGGAACUGAAGCAGGAGAGGAAAUCGGUAAUGCAUAUUGAGAAUUUCCACGAUGGACGGAAGGCUCAGCAGCACAUAGAGACAUGCUGGAAGCAGCUGGAGUCGAGUAAGAGGAGGUUUGAGCGGGACUGCAAGGAGGCUGACCGGGCACAGCAGUACUUUGAGAAAAUGGACGCCGAUAUCAACGUGACCAAGGCAGAUGUGGAAAAGGCACGACAACAAGCUCAGAUACGUCAGCAAAUGGCAGAGGACAGCAAAGCGGAUUACUCCUUAAUCCUGCAGAGAUUCAACCAGGAGCAGUGGGAGUACUACCACACCCACAUCCCCAACAUCUUCCAGAAAAUACAAGAGAUGGAGGAAAGGCGGAUUGUGCGCAUUGGAGAGUCCAUGAAGACGUUCGCAGAGGUGGACCGGCAGGUGAUACCUAUCAUUGGGAAGUGCCUGGAUGGUAUCGUGAAGGCGGCCGAGUCUAUCGACCAGAAAAACGACUCCCAGCUGGUCGUAGAAGCCUAUAAGUCAGGAUUCGAGCCUCCUGGAGACAUUGAAUUUGAAGAUUACACACAGCCGAUGAAACGCACGGUGUCAGACAACAGCCUUUCCAGCUCCAAAGAAGGCAAACCUGAACUCAAGUUUGGCAGCAAGUCUAAAGGCAAGCUCUGGCCAUUCAUCAAGAAAAACAAGCUCAUGUCCCUUUUAACGUCCCCCCAUCAGCCUCCCCCUCCUCCCCCUGCCUCUGCCUCACCCUCUGCUGUUCCCAAUGGCCCCCAAUCUCCCAAGCAGCAAAAGGAACCCCUCUCCCACCGCUUCAACGAGUUCAUGACCUCCAAACCCAAAAUCCACUGCUUCCGGAGCCUAAAGCGUGGGGGUGUCACACCAGAAGACUUCAGCAACUUCCCGCCUGAGCAGAGAAGGAAAAAACUACAACAGAAAGUUGAUGAUCUUAAUAAAGAGAUCCAAAAGGAGACGGACCAGAGAGAUGCCAUCACCAAAAUGAAAGACGUGUACCUAAAGAACCCUCAGAUGGGAGACCCUGCCAGCUUGGACCACAAACUCACUGAAGUCACCCAGAACAUAGAAAAACUGCGGCUGGAGGCUCAGAAGUUUGAGGCCUGGCUGGCUGAGGUGGAAGGCCGACUCCCAGCUCGGAGUGAGCAGGCACGCCGGCAGAGUGGGCUGUACGAUGGCCAGACACACCAGACAGUCAGUAACUGCGCCCAGGACCGGGAGAGCAGCCCAGAUGGUAGUUACACAGAGGAGCAAAGCCAGGAGAACGAGCACAAGGUACUGGCUGCGGACUUCGACGACGAAUUUGAUGACGAGGAGCCGCUCCCCGCCAUAGGGACCUGCAAGGCGCUCUACACCUUUGAAGGUCAGAACGAAGGCACCAUUUCCGUGGUUGAAGGAGAAACACUGAGCGUGAUUGAGGAGGACAAAGGCGAUGGGUGGACUCGCAUCCGCAGAAACGAAGACGAGGAGGGUUACGUCCCCACUUCCUACGUCGAAGUCUAUUUAGACAAAAACGCCAAAGGUGCUAAGACUUAUAUUUAAUCCACUUAAAACAAAACACAAACCUUGAAAAGCAUUGGAGUUGUCUCUCCCCGCCACUGUGGUUGUGACAGGCCUUCAAGAGGUCAACAGAGAGCAAGCCACUCAGACGCUAGGGGAGCUGGGGGCGUCUUGUGCCUGAGUUCGCUUGUCCAACUUGGCUCUGUGCAGAAUUGCCACUGGCCAGCUUACAACUGUGUCGCUUGAAAUCUGAUCGGCGUUUCCAUUCCAGUCAACAAAAUGUAUAGAUUUAAAAAAAAAAAGUAUGGUGUUGGCCCGAGCCUAUAAUCCCAGCACUCAGGAGGCUGAGUCGGGAGCACCCAAGUGAGUGUCAGGCUAGCUUAGGCUUCUGAGUAAGACCCAGUAAAAAUAAGUAAUAAAUAAAAUUCCUUCAUCGAUGGAAGUAAUCUCUCCCUGCCCUUGAGUAAAGAACAUUUUCUUGGUUCCCACACCGAGUAAACUGAAGGUUGCAGUCAGUAUUCCGUUUAGUGUCUGAGUGUCCCAAACAACCAAAAGAGAUCCAGGAAGGCGUGCUCCUUGAGCGAGUCAUUUUGAUUUGGCAUUCACCUUCUGGCUCCGUCUGAUGCACUAGGGCUGGUGGUAGAGUAUCUUCUGGCUGUUGAGGUGAGCUUGCGCGGCAGCUGGGUGGCCCAAGGCCCCCGAGGGUAUGACUGUUCUCAGACCUGGAUCCAUUUCUGUGGCCAGAGGAGCAGCUUGGCUGUGGACAGAGCCCAGUGCAUCAUCAUUGCAAGCAAUGGACUCAGCAUGUCCCUGUUUAAGUGAAAGACUUGUUUUUUCUUUUUAAUCUUUGACAUCUAUAAGACCCAAAGUUAGAAUUUACUAGAGGCUUUGUGAUGUCUGGCACAUUUGACCUGCAUAAUUACAGCCAGAAUAGAGUAGACGGCCUUAGUGUUUUAAAGGAAUCUGGGCCAUGCGGGAAUUUGCAUUUUUAAGUCAGUACCGAUGCUGGGGAGAGCGUGAUACUGGAUGGGGCAGGCGCAGCUGCCAAGCCGAGGAUGGACAGAAUGGUGCCUAUCAUGAGGGCCCGCCUCAAGGCCAUCAAGAGCCUUUUCUUUCCUUUUUUUCCCCCCAUUGUUUUUUGAGACAGGGCUUCUCCUGAUAGCCCUGGCUACCCUGGAAUUCCCUCUGUAGACCAGGCUAGCCUUGAACUCAGAGAUCCACCUGCUUUUGCCUCCUCAGUGCUGGAAUUAAAGGUGUGUGUUGCCACUGCCCGGCUUUUGUUUUUGUUUUUGUUUUUGUUUUGUUUUUUAUUUUUGAGGCAGUGUAACCCAAGCUAGUCUUGAACUCACAAUUCCCCUGCCUCAGCCUCCUGAUGGCUGAAAUAAAGAGAAUAUUUCCUAGUAGAGACUGACUCUUGACAGUUGCAAAGUGGCACAAAGAGGUUCCCAUGCCCUUCCUGAAGCUCUGGCAGCCACACCAUAGUCUAGUGCAGUCUCCGGAUAGUGCACUGACCCAGCCCAUUGGACCCGUUUAAUACACCUCAGUUUCGUAGCUCACAUUUCCUCUGAGUAACUUUUGCUGUCACAGUGCUUUUAAAGUCAGCCAUUGUGGGCUCCUUCGGGAGCAGUGCUUCAGUUCCCCCUGCAGGUACCCCGAAGCACCGAAGAGCUCUCUGAGUGGGUAGGAGGAAGGGCAAAUUGGGCAUGUGACCAGGUGGUAGAUAGACUGGCAAUAUAAAGAGAAGCCCUCUUUAGCCACUGCAGAACUCACUUCUUGCCUGUGAUCUCCUCCUCCUCUUCUUAUCUUCUUCCUCCCUUUCCUCUUCCUCUUUUUCAUCUUCCUUCUCUUCUCCCCCCCCCCCCCCCCACUACUUCUUCUCCUCCUUCUUUUUGAUUUUUCUAGAAAGGAUUCCCUGUGUAGCCCUGGUUAUCCUGGACAGCCUGAACUCACUAUGUAGACCAGGCUGGUCUCAAACCCGCAGAGUUCUGUGUGCUCAAGACAGUCUAGUCUACACAGUGAGUUCCUGGACAACUAGAACUAUGUAAAAUAGACCCUGUCUUAAAAACAAAACCCAAAAAGUCUCAAGGAGAGCUCUAGCAGUGAGCUGGUGAACAGCCUGAUGGGCGAGCUGGAGGGGUUUCCCUCCGGUUUAUGCAGGUCUUAGUUUAGUGUGUGCUAUUAAGCUGACUACUACCUUAGGAGCCCAACAGAUGAGUGAGCCCAGCACUGACUAAACUGAAUCAUAGACAUUGGAGUUUCUAUCUCCUCAGUGGUAAACCCAGAAAUUUCUUCCAAUAGUUUUCUGUUUAAAAAGAGAGAUUGGAGACUCGGCCAGGGGACGAGGCUCAGUAGGUGCAGACAUUUGUCCCCAAGCCUGAUGAAUGUGAGUGCUGUCCCUGGGACUCACGUGGUUGAAAGAAAACACCAACUGCCCUAAGUUGACCCGUGUCCCAGAAGUUGACCUCUGACCUUCAAUGUACCAAGGCACCUGUGUGCACCUACACAAAGCACACACAAAUCAAUGUGAAAAAUAAAACCCAGACAGUCGGGUGUGGUGGUCUAAGCUUGUAAUCCCAGCACUUGAGACCCAGACGAAGGUGGAUCUCUGUCAGUUCAGGGCCAGUCUGGUCUACAUAGUGAAUUCCAGGCCAGCCAGAGCUACAGAGUAAGAUCUUGCCUCAAAACAACAGAAAAUAAACAAAUAAGGAAAGAGCCGAGCUGCCUGCAGACUUCUCCUCUUAGCUGAGGAACAUGUCUGAGAUGAGCAGCCCCCAGGCGCUACCCCCACCUAGCCUCGCCCAGACCCUGCACUCCUGCCUCCCACCCCAGUGGGCCCAGCUGUGCCCCGACUCCCAGAAAAGCACUUCCAAAGCACUUCUCAGAUUUUAACAAAAUAAAAGCACUUUCUCUCUCUCUCUCUCUCUCUCUCUCUCUCUCUCUCUCUCCCCCCCCCCUCUCUCCCCCCCCCCAAUCAGUGAUGUACUUAACCAUUGCCAAACUCCUAGACUCCUCCGACUCUUUGCCGUACAGUGGCUUUGACAUCACUUCUGUUGACCAUGCCUGUGAUCCUGCUCCGCAGGGUAUACUUGUAUAUAUUGCAGUUUGGAACCUAGAAGGAUGCCUUACACAGUGUUGUUUUAUUUGUUGUUCUGUUGCCUAACCACCUUUUUGUUUUUAUAACUGCUGGGGAGGCCCCUGGAGUCUUGCACUGUAGCUAGGUCCCCGGCUGGCUGCUGCACACUUGACUUUAUUGUAAACCCCUGGGCUCUGAGUAAGUCAUUUGAAUAUAGCUGUCAUGAUCGCAUCUUCCUAUUCUUAUCCUAAGAGAAAAGACUCUCUCUGUCACCUUCCAGUUGUGCCCUCGUAUCUGACUCUCUAAUAAAUAUUAUUAUUUUUCUCA
Apodemus sylvaticus (European woodmouse) is the source of this 5427-nucleotide messenger RNA. It is a transcript of the gene Fnbp1, whose product is annotated as formin binding protein 1. The record is from RefSeq and is a predicted model, not a curated record. The transcript has 15 exons. The coding region runs from base 204 to 2069 and encodes 621 amino acids. NCBI's taxonomy places the organism in Eukaryota, Metazoa, Chordata, Mammalia, Rodentia, Muridae. Gene Ontology annotation, molecular function: protein binding. Gene Ontology annotation, biological process: endocytosis; signal transduction.